Messenger RNA from Chelmon rostratus (copperband butterflyfish), 2191 nucleotides. RefSeq names its product protein kinase (cAMP-dependent, catalytic) inhibitor beta (gene pkib). The transcript is spliced from 3 exons. Gene Ontology annotation, molecular function: cAMP-dependent protein kinase inhibitor activity. Lineage: Eukaryota; Metazoa; Chordata; Actinopteri; Chaetodontiformes; Chaetodontidae. The record is from RefSeq and is a predicted model, not a curated record. Gene Ontology annotation, cellular component: cytoplasm; nucleus. The coding region runs from base 185 to 409 and encodes 74 amino acids. Gene Ontology annotation, biological process: negative regulation of cAMP-dependent protein kinase activity.
GCGGGUCCAGCCGUGUCAGCUGUAAUGAAGCAGUGUGAUAUGUCGUACCGGACGGACCCCCUGACACCUCGCACUUUCUCCUCUUUGUCCCUAUAGAAGAUGGUGGCUGGCGGCUAGUUCCAACUUCGGACGCCUUGUUCUUUCCCUCAGCGAAGCGCACUGAAAUCAGUUGAGGGGUCCUGAGAUGACGGAAGUAGAGCCAGUGUUGGACUUUGCCUCCUCCGGGCGCUCAGGGAGAAGAAACGCCCUGCCUGACAUCCUGGGCUCUCCGGCAGGUGUAAACCCUGGUGACCUGCCUCUUAAGCUGGCAGAGCUGUCCCUCAAAGAUGGUCCGGGAGGGGCCCAGUCACCUACGGCGGAGGAGCCUCCAGCACUGCCGGAGAGCUCAGAGGGGAAAGAGGGAUCGUAGGGACUCAUCUGUUCGCCUCUCCGGAGACCUGCAAAGAUAACCUGAGAGACGGGAUGAGGAACGAGAUAGAGGACGACCUGUGGGAGAAAGAGUGAUUAUCUGUGGAGAGUCAGUCUGUUUGCGAAGCAGCUGAGCCACGGAGGGAGAGUGACGAACCGACUCCCGAAGGAGCCGGGAGCUUAGGACUGUUUGGCACUCAGUGCUAUCUGAAAGAAGUCAGACGUCACUUAGUUAUGAACCAAUGAGUGAGUGAGUGUGUGUGUGUGUGUGUGUGUGUGUGUGUGUGUACACAGGUGAGAUAUACACUCACCUCGGACACUAUGCUGAUAAUCAAAGGGACCAUGACAGAUUGUAUACUGUACACUACUAUUUUUAUAUGCUUUAUUUAAAACUAAAGAGAAACAGGAAGUCGUAAGCGAAAUUGAGUGUAGUUUCCUUGCACUUCCUGCUGUUUUCUGUUUUAUAGUGAUGUGUGUUAUUUUACAUUGACAAUAGCGGGAGGGCGUUUGAUAGCAGCCUGUAGUUGUUGGAAGCUUUUUAACCCAGCUGGAUGCAAAAUGGCACAUGACGUAUGAAAACGGUAGAUUUAAAAAAAAAAACUGGGAAGCGUUUGUGUUGUCUUGCUCACUUCCGUAUGCUUUUACACUAAACGUGUAAGACCUACUGUAUUUUCAAAUCUGAGACUGUUGUACAGUAUAUCUACAUUGUAAAUGUACAGCUUGGACCCCUCAUCACCAGACUGUUUUGAUCCUAGCAACAACAACCAGGGAUUUGAUCCAUUUUUCUAGGUGCCCGUGUGGUGCGAGGUGAUAGCGUGGAAGAGCCGUCCAUCUCUUGAGACAUUCCUUUAGAGAAUAGUGUCCCACUGCCAGCAGUGUACACGCUGCUUCAUUACUGAGAAAAAAGUCAGAGAUUUCCUUUAGUUUUUUGCUCAAGGCUGCUUUUAAAAGUCUCGUCAUUUUCCAAACCUCUGAAAAUGUGCCUAGUGGCAGUUCACAACCGAAAACCUGUGUUGUGUUCUUUCUCUGUGAAGUACUGUUAUCCACUAUUUUGGGCUACUGAUAUUUCCUCAGUUUUAGUAGGAGGUAUCAUAACACCUCUUUACUGCUUGAACUGUAAACGAAAGGGGGGGAAAAAAACACUUUUGUAACAUUCUACUAGCCUGCAUCUGCAGAUCUGUCAGGAAAAGCAUUCAGUUUCGCAGAAUCUUCAGCAGGGCUUUUGGUUUUGCGGCGCGAGGCUCCUCGCACACGCUUCUCAUAGCAACAGCAGCAUAUGCCCGCGGACUGGGCACGGGAGCAAGCAUCAAGCAACACCACCGCCGCAGUGUGUUUGGAGCGCACACUGACUGCGUGGAGAAAAGUCUGUUCACACUCAUCAACACAUAAGCAGAGCUGUGAAUAGGAUGCAAGGCGGGGAGCGAGGAACACAGCGAGAGAGUCCGCAUUUGUCUGCUGUCCACUCACUGCUACUGUAUAUAUACCGUGUUGUAGUAUAACCCAUGUGUCAUACAUGCUGCCUGUAUGAUUACCAGACUUUAGUGACAUGCUGUACCCACAAAGAAAUGAUGUUCUGUAAUUGUCUCUAUUUGAAGAUGUUUUACCGGUGGCCGUGUCUUUAUGUGGAUGUGUUUCACAAAUGCAACAAGGAAAGCCUGAUGUGCUGCUGCCCAGCCUCUGUUUCUGAGGCAGUGUUACUACUAAUGCUGAUGAGGAAGUGUUCGCGGUCUAUCCGAAGCUGUAUGAUCAACACUUUUUUGAUGGUUGAUGAAUCAGAGGUGUA